This is a messenger RNA of Rotaria sp. Silwood1, 732 nucleotides long. Lineage: Eukaryota; Metazoa; Rotifera; Eurotatoria; Philodinida; Philodinidae. The record is from the annotation of a GenBank genome assembly.
AUGAAUGGUGAUAUUCAAUUUGAUAAUAUCAACUUUGCCUAUCCAGCUCGACCUGAUGUCUUAGUCCUACGAAAUCUCACUUUGACGGCUCGUCCUGGUGAGAUAACAGCUUUAGUCGGUUCAAAUGGCUCUGGUAAGAGCACAUGCUUUUCACUUUUACUUCGUUUUUAUGAGCCUCUAUCUGGUGGCAUUACAAUUAAUGAUCGAUCGAUAACAGAUUACAAUUUGAAACAACUCCGACAAAAGAUUGGUGUAGUCAGUCAAGAACCUAUUCUUUUCGCUACAAGUAUUUAUGAAAAUAUUCGCUUUGGUAAAGAAAAUGCAACAAGAAUCGAGAUCGAAGAAGCAGCACGUCAAGCUAAUGCACAUGAUUUCAUUAUGAAAUUACCCAAUAAAUAUGAUACAGUCGUUGGUGAACAUGGUGUUCUAUUGAGUGGAGGUGAAAAGCAACGUGUGUGUUUGGCUCGUGCUCUCGUCAAACAGCCAGUGGUGCUUUUGUUGGACGAAGCAACAAGUGCUCUUGAUAAAGCUAGUGAAAAGGUUGUCCAAGAAGCACUCGAUCGAGCUUGUAAAGUUGCAUUUAAAUUAAAAAAAUAUUCAUUUGACAAAGAAAAAUGUUUUUUUCCUUCUUUUAAUGAUCUUCAUAUGGCUUCAUAUUGUUCAUCAAUGAUAGAUUCAUUUCAAGCUCGUUAUGAUUUAUUCUGUAUUAUAGAUCCUCGUGGUACUACAUAG